Manis pentadactyla (Chinese pangolin) is the source of this 3809-nucleotide messenger RNA. It is a transcript of the gene FBXO10, whose product is annotated as F-box protein 10. Lineage: Eukaryota; Metazoa; Chordata; Mammalia; Pholidota; Manidae. The record is from RefSeq and is a predicted model, not a curated record. The transcript is spliced from 12 exons. Bases 533 to 3484 code for a protein of 983 amino acids. Gene Ontology annotation, molecular function: protein binding. Gene Ontology annotation, biological process: regulation of apoptotic process; ubiquitin-dependent protein catabolic process; protein ubiquitination.
CCCGCCCCUGGCCGCGCGCCGCAGUCCUAGCGGCUCCGCUGCAGCUGCGGAGCCUGCGGUCGGGAUUGCUGUGGGCGAGCGCCCCGGAGGGCGUCCAGCAAGGUGAGAGCGGCCGGCCCGCGAGCUGCGGGCGAACUUAUCCCCGGGAUGCCCUAGUCUCGGAGCAGGGGCCGGCCCGCGGGAGAGGGCUCGAGGGCCUGGGGGCUGCCUCCCGGGGCGACCGGCCGAGAAGGCGCCCCUCGGUCCUGGCAGAGGCUGAGCAUCUGGCCCUAGCGGGACAGGAGGGAAUGCCCUCAGCCCGCCUGUGGCCCGGCGCUCGCGCACCCUGCUGGCACCUGGAGGCUCCGCCGCGCCGAGCAGCUGUGCCCUGCUUUCCUCUCUUCUGUUAUGCCUGGGAUACGAAGGUGGACCUCCGCGGUUGGUUUCAGCUCUGAGGUUUUGCGAGUGUGUAACUGAAGUCAAAGAGGAAAAAACAGACUCUUGGGAUGCUAUAUGGUAUCACUAUUGGAGAGCUGUCCUGCACGGUCCAAGGAUGUGUGGACACUGCUGCUCAGCGCCCUUAUUGGACCAGGUUCCUGCCAGCUUGAGCCCAUGCUUGGAUUCCAAGGUGACCAUGGAGGCUGGCGGCCUCCCGCUGGAGCUGUGGCGCAUGAUCUUAGCCUACCUGCAACUUCCCGACCUAGGCCGCUGCAGCCUAGUAUGCAGGGCCUGGUACGAGCUGGUCCUCAGUCUCGACAGCACCCGCUGGCGGCAGCUGUGUCUGGGAUGCGCAGAGUGCCGCCACCCUAACUGGCCCAACCAGCCUAAUGUGGAGCCCGAGUCUUGGAGGGAGGCCUUCAAACAGCAUUACCUUGCCUCCAAGACAUGGAUCAAGAAUGCCCUGGACUUGGAGUCCUCUGUCUGCUUUUCUCUGUUUCGCCGGAGGAGAGAGCGCCGUACCCUGAGUGUCGGGCCAGGCCAUGAGUUUGACAGCCUGGGCAGUGCCUUGGCCAUGGCCAGCCUGUAUGACCGAAUUGUGCUGUUCCCAGGUGUGUAUGAAGAGCAAGGGGAAAUCAUCCUGAAGGUGCCCGUGGAGAUCGUAGGCCACGGAAAGUUGGGCGAGGUGGCCCUGCUAGCCAGCAUUGAUCAGCACUGCCAAACCACACGUCUCUGCAACCUUGUCUUCAUGCCGGCUUGGUUCUCCCCCUUCAUGUUUAAGACAACAUCAGGUCAUGUCCAGUUUGACAACUGCAACUUUGAGAAUGGGCACAUCCAGGUCCACGGCCCAGGCACCUGCCAAGUGAAGUUUUGCACCUUCAAAAAUACCCAUGUCUUCCUGCACAAUGUGCCCCUGUGUGUCCUGGAAAACUGUGAAUUUGUGGGCAGUGAAAACAACUCUGUGACUGUUGAGGGCCACCCUUCUGCAGAUAAGAACUGGGCCUACAAGUAUUUACUAGGACUUAUCAAGUCCUCGCCCAGUGUGCUCCCCACAGAGGACUCAGACUGUUUCAUGUCCCUGGACCUGGAGAGCAGAGACCAGGCCUGGAGCCCAAGGACCUGUGACAUUGUCAUUGAGGGCAGCCAGAGCCCUACUAGCCCAGCCUCUAGCUCCCCAAAGCCAGGCUCCAAGGCUGGCUCACAGGAGGCAGAGGCGGGCAGUGACGGGGAAGGGGUGGCCCAGACCCCAGACAGCAGUGAUGGAGGCCUGAGUCCCAGCGGUGAGGAGGAGGAUGAGGACCAGCUCACAUACAGGCUGUCCUACCAAGUGCAGGGCCCACGCCCUGUAUUGGGGGGCUCCUUUCUGGGCCCCCCACUGCCAGGAGCAUCCAUUCAGCUACCCAGCUGCCUCGUGCUGAACUCCCUGCAUCAGGAGCUGCAGAAGGACAAGGAGGCCAUGGCACUAGCCAGCUCUGUGCAGGGCUGCCUCAUCCGCAAGUGCCUCUUCCGGGAUGGGAAGGGAGGUGUCUUCGUUUGCUCCUAUGGCCGAGCCAAGAUGGAAGGAAACAUCUUCCAGAACCUGACUUAUGCAGUGCGGUGUAUACAUAAUAGCAAGAUCGUCAUGCUCAGGAACGAUAUUCACCGCUGCAGAGCAUCAGGCAUCUUUCUUCGCUUGGAGGGCGGAGGCUUGAUUGCAGGCAACAACAUUUACCACAAUGCUGAGGCCGGCGUCGACAUCCGGAAAAAGUCCAACCCGCUCAUACUGUGCAACCAGAUCCACCAUGGCCUUCGUUCUGGCAUUGUCGUCCUUGGAAAUGGGAAAGGCAUCAUUCGGAACAAUCAAAUCUUUUCGAAUAAGGAGGCUGGCAUUUAUAUCCUAUACCAUGGAAAUCCCAUCGUGAGUGGGAACCACAUUUUCAAGGGCCGUGCAGCUGGCAUAGCAGUGAAUGAGAAUGGCAAAGGCUUCAUCACAGAAAAUGUCAUCCGUGAGAAUCAGUGGGGAGGUGUGGACAUCCGCCGCGGAGGGGUCCCCGUCCUCAGGAGCAACCUCAUCUGCUUCGGCUAUUCAGAUGGUGUGGUCGUGGGAGAUGAAGGCAAAGGACUGAUAGAGGGAAACACCAUCUAUGCUAAUAAGGGCUGUGGUGUGUGGAUGAUGUCAUCCAGCCUGCCCCACGUCACCAGCAACCACGUCAGCUACAAUGGCCUAUACGGAGUGGCAGUGUUUAGCCAGAAGGAUGGCUCUGCUGAGUUCCCUGGAGGCCACGGGGCCCAGGAGAACUUCAGUGAGGACGGGGACGCCAUUCUCUGGGAGACAGAGCUGGAGAAGGAUGACGACCAGCUGCGCCGGCCCAUCACCAUAGCUCUUGUUGAGUCUAACAGUAUUAAUCACAACGGAGCCUCGGGACUCUAUGUCCAGAGCAGCGAGGCGCUGCAUGUCAUCACCAACGUGAUCCAUGCUAACGGGGACAGAGGCGUCACCGUGGCCCAGAGCGGCCAGCUCACCCGCGUGGUCAACAACAGCAUUUCCUGCAACCGCCAGAGUGGGGUCAGGGUCGAGGCCCAGUGCAGGGUGGAGCUCCGGGGCAAUGGCAUCUACGACAACAGAGGCUGUGGAGUUGUCACCAAGGGCGACAGCACCAUUUUCAUCGAAAACGACAUCAUCGGCAACCGGGGUAGUGGACUGCAGCUGCUGCCAAGGUCCGACACGAAGGUAAUAAAGAACCGGAUCCAUUCAUUCCGGGCCUAUGGCAUUGCAGUGCAGGGCCGUGCCAAGGCCCUGGUACAGGAGAACAUCAUCUUCCAGGGCAAGGCCAGCAAGACAGUCUUUCAGCAGGUCCCCAACAACCGAGAAUGCAUCAUGCAAAACAACAAGUUCUUGGUCUUCAAGAAAAAAUCUGAUACAUGGCGCCUGGUGAACCCACCAGCACGGCCUCACCUUGAGAACUCUCUCCGAGGCCCAUCUGCAGCCCAUGGUGGGCAGAAGGUGACAGCCAUGGCGACUAGGAUCACAGCCCGUGUGGAAGGUGGUUACCACAGCAACCGCAGCAUCUUCUGCACCAUCCUCUAAGGAUGGAGUGCCGAGUGGGGCAACUGGAGGGCUGCCGGAGGACUCGCAGGAGCAGCAAGCACACACCCCGCUCCCAGGCUCAGGUCCUGGCAGGUGUUCAGCCACUCUAAGGGGUUAAGGCCUUUGGGAUGGAAGUAGCAGUGCCUAAAAGGCUCCAGGCCCCUCUCUGUACCCUUACCAUAACCCCGAAAACAUGGGCUUUAAGGACAAGAUACAUCCAAAACCCUGAAUUCAGCUCCACACUUUCAGUAGAAAAGAACUUAGACAUGUUUUACAAGGAGAAAAAGGAACAGAAAUUGGAGAGUUUCCAGUCACCUAACUCCUA